AUGGCGACUGCGACCGAGGCAAACGCGUUGGGGUACAAUUUGAAGGUGGAUUAUGUGAUACACUACAGCUUCGGUGAUUCAGACCAGGCGCAGGCCAUCGCACAGCUUGAGAAGCUGCUUCGGACCCUUGCCAAUGUCGGAUUGCAAUCUGAGGUCCGCCAGGGCGAUGAGGCGUCGCUGCUCGUCUUCGUUCGAGCUUCGAAGAGGCGGCUCAACCGGGCGGUGUAUCGGUCGCGGGUACGCGACUGGCUCUAUGGUAUUCGAAAUGCAGAACCGGAGCCAGCGAGCUCUAUCGAACCUCAGAACGAAGCGGAGCGACUGCGGGUGAUCAACCAUAUGAUCACACUCCCCUCCGAAGAGGGCGGUGCCGGCAUCACUCCGAACCACGGUGAAUGGAAGAAUAUUACUGGGCUCCUACCGCUGCACGACGAGGAGACCAACAAGAAAUGGCUACACGAAUGGAGCCAGAAGACUUUCCUCUCGGAAGAAGACUUGGAUCAAAUUCGGGACAAGUUCGGGGAGAGCGUGGGAUUCUACUUUUCCUUCCUCCAGUGCUACUUCCGGUUCCUGAUCUUCCCGGCUGUAUUUGGAUUCUCGUGUUGGUUCCUCCUUGGAGGCUAUUCGAUUGUGUAUACCUUGGUUAAUUCGUUGUGGGGCAUUGUCUUUGUCGAGUACUGGAAGAGGAAGGAGGUGGACUUGAGCUGCCGCUGGCAGACCAAGGGUAUUUCAGCGGUACGGACGAAUCGGCGCGAGUUCAAGCCUGAGAAAGAGGUUCGCGAUGAAGGUACUGGGGAGAUGCGGGGUGUAUUCCCUGCGACGAAGCGCAUGCAGCGCCAGCUUCUUCAGAUUCCAUUUGCGCUGGUCUCUGCUAUUGGGUUGGGAGUCAUCAUUGCAACUUGCUUUGCGAUUGAAAUCUUCAUCGCUGAGCUGUAUGAUGGCCCUUUGAAGAGCUACCUGAUCUUUAUCCCGACCAUUCUUGUCUCUGCGCUGGUGCCCACUAUGAGCGCGGUCCUAAUGUCCAUUGCAACCAAGCUCAACGACUACGAGAACCACGAGACCAACGAUGCUUAUGACACUGCACUGACCCGGAAGGUCUUCGUGAUCAAUUUCAUCACUUCCUAUCUGCCAAUCCUCCUGACGGCAUUUGUCUAUGUGCCGUUUGCCAGUCACAUUGUCCCUUAUCUGGACAUCUUCCGCCUGACUGUCCGGCCCUUUGUGUCUAAGGAGCAUGCUACUGCCGAUUGCUCAUCGUUCAAGAUUGAUCCUCAUCGUCUGAGGAACCAAGUCAUCUAUUUUACCGUCACCGCCCAGAUUGUUGGAUUCGCCAUGGAGACGAUCGUGCCAUACAUCAAGCAGCACGCGCUUCGGGAAUACAAAGAGUACAACAAGAAGCGGAACGGCAAGUCGGAUAAGGAUUCUCCUGAACGUUCACCCAUCAUGGCCUACGACGACCCAGUCGAAGAGAAGGAAUUCUUGAAGCGCAUUCGCAACGAGGUCGAGCUUCCCGUGUACGAAGUAACCGAUGAUCUGCGCGAAAUGUGCAUUCAGUUUGGUUACCUCGCGCUCUUCUCACCCACAUGGCCUCUUGUCCCGCUAUCAUUCUUCAUCAACAACUGGAUCGAGCUGCGGUCCGAUUUCUUCAAGAUCUGCAAGGAAUUCCAGCGACCCACGCCACUCCGAUGCGAUACUAUCGGCCCCUGGCUAGACACUCUCGGUUUCCUGUCUUGGGUGGGCAGCAUCACCAGCGCUGCGUUGCUCUACAUGUUCAGCGGAGAUUCUCAGACCGGCCCCAACGGACAGCCCACUGACAUUAAAGGAUGGGCAUUGCUUUUGGUUAUCUUCUUCUCGGAACAUCUCUACCUGAUUAUCCGCUACGCCGUGCAGACAGCCAUGAACCGACUCGAGCCUCCAAACGCGCGCAAGGAGCGUGGUGAGCGGUACCUCAUGCGCAAGCGCUACCUCGAAUCCACUCUCCAGGCUGAAGCCAAUGAAGAACCCGCGGAAAAGGAUCCCGUGUCGGAGACGCCGUCUGAGCUUACUCGCACCGCUCUCGAGGAGGACGCCCGUCGCAACUCUGGGCACUCGGCGGAUCCAGCGGAGAGAUUCUGGAUGCGUCAGCGUGGCUGGUCUGAGUCAGCGAAGGUGGGAACGGGCAUUAUUCUGGCUCAGACCAGCAAGGGAGAUAAUGCCAAGAAGCAGCAGUAG
Molecule: messenger RNA, 2205 nt
Organism: Penicillium daleae
Lineage: Eukaryota; Fungi; Ascomycota; Eurotiomycetes; Eurotiales; Aspergillaceae
Product: anoctamin family protein
Exons: 4
Coding region: 1-2205 (734 amino acids)
Biological process (GO): chloride transmembrane transport
Cellular component (GO): cortical endoplasmic reticulum
Molecular function (GO): chloride channel activity
Source: RefSeq, a predicted model, not a curated record